UAGACGUCAUCACACUCACACUCUCCACGUCGUCGUCAUGUACAGGAUAGUCUUGCUCAGUUGCGCCGUGGCGCUGUGUCGGGCCCAGCAGUACGUUGACCCGAAGACAGCCGCCAUCCUCAAGGAGGAACGCUACCUGAGUGUCGACGGCAAGUUCGGCGCCGCCUACCAACAGGAGGACGGCGUGCAGUUCAAGGAGGAGAGUGACGCCGACGGUACCCGGCGUGGUAGCUACAGCUACAUCGACCCAUCCGGUCAGAGGAGGACUAUCUCCUACGUCGCCGGGAAGAACGGAUUCGUCCCCACUGGUGAUCAUCUCCCAGCCGUGCCUGCUCCUGUGGUCAACCCGCUGCCCCAGUACAACCCUCCCCAGCAGAGUUACAACCCUCCCCAGCAGAGCUACAACCCUCCCCAGCAGAGCUACAACCCUGCCCCAGCUCCGGUCAGACCCCAGUACAGCACGCAGGAGGACGACGGCCAGUGGGUAGACGACACCAAGGUGGAGUAUCCCCCCAACUCACCCUCCAACUGGAACAACCCUGCCCCUCAGACAUGGAACACCCCAGCUCAGCCCUCUUGGAACGCUAACCCCGCUCCUCAAACUUGGUCCAACCCCGCUCCUCAGCAGUGGAGUGCUAACCCUACCCCUGCCCCAGUCUACAACCCCACCCCCGCACCCCAGAGGUGGUCUGCCCCCGUGGACCCCACCCCAGCCCCUCACAGGUUCUUCCCUCCUGGUAAACUGAGUCUCAACAGAGCGCCGGACGGAUUUAGUUUCUCUUUUAGCAAAGCCUAACUUUGUUGUUAAUAGUGAUUUCACCCCUCGUGUAGAUACUCCCCUCGAAUAAGUAUUGUGAUAUUUAAAUUGUUUUUAUAACGAAA
Macrosteles quadrilineatus (aster leafhopper) is the source of this 882-nucleotide messenger RNA. RefSeq lists its product as uncharacterized. Gene Ontology annotation, cellular component: chitin-based extracellular matrix. The transcript has 2 exons. The record is from RefSeq and is a predicted model, not a curated record. Gene Ontology annotation, molecular function: structural constituent of chitin-based larval cuticle. Bases 38 to 796 code for a protein of 252 amino acids. NCBI's taxonomy places the organism in Eukaryota, Metazoa, Arthropoda, Insecta, Hemiptera, Cicadellidae.